Schistosoma margrebowiei is the source of this 1329-nucleotide messenger RNA. Lineage: Eukaryota; Metazoa; Platyhelminthes; Trematoda; Strigeidida; Schistosomatidae. The record is from the annotation of a GenBank genome assembly.
AUGAAUCAAACUUUAAUUAAUUUAACAAAUUUAAGAUCAGAUACAAAUUUAACAUUAUAUAGAGAAAAUAAUAUUGAAAUUUAUAGUGCAUUUUUUAUACAAACAACAAUAUGUAUUAUUGGAGCAUUAUUAAAUAUAAUAAAUGUCAUUGUAUUAAGUCAUAAACAAUUUGAAGCUACACCAUAUUUAUUUAUGACAGCAUUAUCUUUAACUGAUACUGGAAUAUUACUUGUUCAUUUACCAUCUGGUUGGGCAAGAUGUGGAACACAACUUCGAAUAUGUCAAACAGAAACAUAUAAACAAUUUAGGGUUAUAUUGUUAUAUUACGUAACAUAUAUUGGAUUUGGAUUAGGGAAUAUACUUGAAGCUUCAUCUGUGUGGAUAACUGUGUUAAUAUCAGCGGAACGUUAUAUCAUUAUGAAAUGGCCACAUUUAGGCAAGUUAUAUUUUGCAAGAUAUCAAGGGAAAUGGCAAGUGUUUAUCACUGUAUGUAUAGCUGUGGUGUUUAAUUUUCCAUUAUUUUUUACAUUGAAAAUCAAUACUUCAGUUGUCCAAGGACCUAAUAAUACGAAGAGACAUUUUCAUUACAGUAAAUUAACAUGGUUUGGGCAAUCACCAUACUAUCACACCUUUACAUGGAUACGGUUUAUCUGUGUUCAAUGUAUUCCAUUGAUUACAUUGUGUAUCGUUAAUUUUAUGCUUCUACGUUUAACAUGGUCUAGUUAUCAUAACCAGAAAGCACAUCAAUUAAGUCAACAAAGUUAUAUGAAACGUUCAUCGCUUCCAAUGACAUCAGGGAUUGAUGAAAAUAAUGAGAGUUGUUGCCAAAGUAUAAAUGAUAUACCUUAUAAUUUACAGAUAAAACCUCAAGCAAUCUCCAAUUUCACAACUCAAGUAACAAUUUCAAAAGAUAUUGUUGACAACACUACAAUAUAUAGAAAUAACAGUCCAACUCCAACAAAGCGUAUUUCUUUAAGAAACAGACGGUUGGAACGUUCACAGCAAGCAAAUAACAAAUUAUCAAUAUUAUUAAUGACUGUGAUAUUUUUGUUUAUUAUCGGUCAGAUUCCUCAAGCUUUAGCGUAUGUGCAUAUUUUGGAAUUGAUUGUACCAAGAUCUUGCAUAAAAUGUCGACCAUAUUCAGCUCUCUAUAAACAUUUUAGUCAGCUGUUAUGUUUAAUUACAUCAACAACUAAUUUCUUUUUAUAUGUUGGUUUGAAUAGAAACUUUCGUGAAUGUCUGACUGGAUUAUGUCAUACAAGAAGCAAAGACAAAAUUUUCAAACGUUGAAUAAAAUUUCACUGGAAAAUAACAUGAAUCCAAUUCAUU